Messenger RNA from Micromonas commoda, 1061 nucleotides. RefSeq lists its product with no specific name. The transcript has a single exon. The record is from RefSeq and is a predicted model, not a curated record. NCBI's taxonomy places the organism in Eukaryota, Viridiplantae, Chlorophyta, Mamiellophyceae, Mamiellales, Mamiellaceae. The coding region runs from base 4 to 1023 and encodes 339 amino acids.
CGAAUGCGCAACCUUCCCGCGCGCGCCCUCCUCUGGGUUCUCCUGCUCUUCGCCCUCGCCGGCGUCGUCCGCGCUCAGGGCCGCGAGCGGUACGGCUACGGCUCCGGGCGCCAGCUGCGAACCGCCCAACCCGACGCCGAACCCGACGCGGACGCCGACGAAAUCGCGGGUGAGCUCUCUGGGGCGGGGUCCGGCUCCGGCUCCGACGGGGCCGCGGCCGACGCCGACGCCGGGACGGCGGUGGAACCGGUCCCGGACACGUCCGAGGAGGACGACGCCACCCCAACGCCCACCGACGCCACCCCGGAGGCGACGUCCACCGGCGCCGUCGACGUCGCCGCCCCGGCCGAGGACGACCCCGCCGAGCGCGAUUCGUCAUCAACGGAAACGGAAACCUCCACCGCGGCUGCGACAACCGCCGAUUCGACAUCAUCCGAUGCGUCUGCCGCGACCCCCUCGGCGACCCCCUCGGCGUCGUCCGGCCGCGACCCCACGUUCGUCAAGAAGAAGACCCAGCGCGUGCUCUACGCCAGGCCGAACCAGCACCCCGGUCCGUGCACCUUCUGCAGGUCCGCGGCGCACAGGCUGCAAACCGCGCUCGCCGCCGCGCACCGUCACCACCACCAAAAUAACCAAACACACGUCGAGGCGGCGAGGGUGACCAAGACGAAGGUUCCCGACGAGACGUACGCCGCGUUCAUGCACGGCGUCUGCGAGGACACCGAAUACUGGGCGCACUACAAGUCGUUCGCGCUGGAGACGGGCGGGGUGGUGCUCGCGGGCGCGGGAUUGGAGUGGUCGCCCACGGAUCACGAUCACAAGACGGCGACUGGCGAUGCGCACGUCGACGAUCUGCGCAAGGCGUGCAACGACCUGAGCGACGCCGCGGCGGAGGAUGGCCUGUACGAGACGUGGUGGAAGGGCGCUGGCGCGUUCACGGGACGGAAGUGGUUCUUCCAGGAUGCGUACUGCUUCGGGCCUGGGCAGGCGUGCGACGCCAAGGCUCUCAACGACGAGUUGUGAAAGUAGUCUCUCCUUGAAAUAACAUUGCGUGGUGCACC